This is a messenger RNA of Zychaea mexicana, 1529 nucleotides long. RefSeq lists its product as uncharacterized. The transcript is spliced from 2 exons. Gene Ontology annotation, biological process: protein transport. The record is from RefSeq and is a predicted model, not a curated record. Gene Ontology annotation, cellular component: cytoplasm. Bases 45 to 1367 code for a protein of 440 amino acids. Lineage: Eukaryota; Fungi; Mucoromycota; Mucoromycetes; Mucorales; Lichtheimiaceae.
GAUGGCUUGCCAUCUUGUUGAUCUCUUUCUCCUCUUUUUAAACAAUGUUACUUGAGAACAGAAACAAACCGCAAUUUCCAAUGGUUCCUCUCGACAGAGUCAGCAGUCCAUUUUUGGGUGAAGCAAGGAUUGAAUUGCUUCCUACGGGACUUGCUAAUAUGACAGCAGCACAAGAAAAUAGCGACCCUAUUAUUAUGACUGGAUCUGUUCUUCGAGGCAUUGUAGAUCUGACAAUUCACCAAUCAAGUUUUUGUGAUUCGCUACGUUUGAUAUUUCAUGCAUCCGAAUCACUGCCGCUACACACAAUCGGAGCUAGCAUCACGCACCGCAAAUACCAGCAAUUUUUUGGAACGCAAAAGGUGUUGGUGUCGAGCCAAGAGCUAGAGCCCGGAUCACAUCAGUUGCCGUUUGCCUUCCAAUUGCCGCAAGUGCAGUAUCCACCCUCCAUGGAACAUAAAACUUCGCGCUACUCGUGCCGAUUUAAGCUUACGCUUUACGCAGGAGCAAGUGAAGUGGUUGCAAGCAAAGAAGUCGUGUACAGGCCAUUGGUCGAAACACGGCUCCUGUAUACACCGCUGAUCAAAAGCUUUCGUGUCGCCAAGCGGUCCUACAGCGCCAAGAUCCAUGCCUUGGAUUACUUGCCGGGUGACACUAUUUUUCUUCGACUUAUGCCACAUGACAGCAAGAAUGAAGGCAGGAACUCGAGUGGGGCCGCCGACAAUUGUGGCGGAGGAUCAACGAUCGCUGAUGUAUUACUACUUCAGGUAGUCGAGAUCAUCACACUGCUCAACCAACACGACGUGAAACUGCAGCCGCUUGUGAAUGUUGUAGCAUCCUCAGCAUCAAUUAAACCAUCGAUAACCUGUGCUUCAUGUUUGUACAACAACAAUGAUGAAGAAGGGUUUACUGGUGCACUGUCCAUCUCUUUGCCAUCGUCGCUUCCGCCGUCUGUCAGCUAUGGUCGAAUCAUUACGGUCAGCUACCGCCUCAGACUCGUGUUGCCGUCACACAAAAGAAGCCUAUGGUCGGCGAUCAACAGAGACGAAAAGAUACUGUUCGAUUUACCGAUCACAAUAGGCACAGCUGGCUAUGACACACACAACUCCAUGCAGCAACUACAAGUGUAUACUACAUUUUCUAAUAUUUUUGCUUCUUCACCGGAUUCCGAACCUUCUCCAUCAUCAUCAUCCUUUCCAUCUCUCCCUGUGAUGCCUGUACCGCAUUCUUUACCCACGAUGACGCCUAACCCGGAAAAUCGGAUAUCUGGUGGUGACAAUGAUGACGGAGAAGAUGCUUUACCACAGUAUAGUAGCUUAAGGCUACCCGCAUAUGACGAGACCAUACUGCAUCGUUCGAGCAAUCAUUAGUUGUACAUCAUCUGUUUUUGGUGGCUCACCACUUCUGUAUUUACUAUGUAUUAUAUUACUCUGUGUUCUUUUUUUCCAAACCUAUGUAUGUACAUUUUGCAUGCAAAUAUGUACUCAUGUUGGUCAUUGAUAAUAAUAAAAUUGUCCUUAAUAAGUAUUUUU